AUGGCGUUCAAUAGUGGUAUGAACACAAAUGACGGCAAUAGUGGAAAUAUGUGGAGUUCCGGAUCGCGUGGUGGCUCACAUGGAGGUUAUUCUCGUUCCAAUGACGACGAUGACAGCAAUGGUCCGAGAGGAGGUGGAUCAUAUGGUGGGUCAUUUGGAAAUAAUAACUCAAGACGAGGAGGUGGCAGUUAUGGAUUUCGUCGACAAAAUAAUGGUGGAGAAAUGGAAACACUUCGAGAUGCGAUUUUUAUUCAAAACUUACCAAAAGAUGUUACACGCGAUCAAAUCUAUGAUGCCUUUUCAAAAGUCGGUUCAAUUAAAACAGACGAUCGAUCGGGUGGCCCGAAAAUCUGGAUUUACAAAGAUCGGGAUACUGGUGAGGGCAAUGGCCGAGCUACCGUAACCUAUGAUGACGAAGAAACUGCUGAUCGAGCUAUCUCGGAAUUCAAUGAUCAACAUAUCGACUCACUUGGUGGAUCUGUACGUGUUCAGCUUGCUCAACGUCGUACACGCACCGAUAACAAUGAUCGCGGCGGUCGAGGCGGUUAUCGAGGUGGUCGUAGCAAUUGGGACAGUGGCUCACGGCCAGGUUUCAACUCCAACAAUACUGGUCGUUGGGGUAAUGCUGACGGAGGUAGCGGUGGACGAGGCUUUUCCGACAAUCGCCGCGGCGGCGGUGGCUUUCGUAGCCGUGAUGGUGGCGAUGGGGAUUCAUUCCGAGACAGCGAUGAUCGAGGUGGUUCAUAUCGUGGCGGUCGAGGUGGCCCAUAUCGUGGCGCUAGUCGUGGCAACGGAGGUUCAUCGAAUUAUGCACCGUAUUGA
This is a messenger RNA of Adineta ricciae, 822 nucleotides long. Lineage: Eukaryota; Metazoa; Rotifera; Eurotatoria; Adinetida; Adinetidae. The record is from the annotation of a GenBank genome assembly.